This is a messenger RNA of Photinus pyralis (common eastern firefly), 2010 nucleotides long. RefSeq lists its product as uncharacterized. The transcript has 8 exons. Bases 144 to 1742 code for a protein of 532 amino acids. Lineage: Eukaryota; Metazoa; Arthropoda; Insecta; Coleoptera; Lampyridae. The record is from RefSeq and is a predicted model, not a curated record.
UCUAAAACGUAGAACUUAACCUAACCUAGUAACCUAUCUUUUUUAAAAGUAAACAUGUUGAAGUCUUUAUCUCUCGUCUUGUAACACCGAAUUUACUCUACGUUAAAUUAUUUCAAAAUUCCGUUGCAUUGCAUGUGUCAAUUAUGAAACCUAGGAAGAUUGUGGGUCCUGUUUUUCGAAGAUCUUGCUCAUGUAUUUCUGAGUGUAGAUCUAACAAUUCCAAUGAACAUUUUCGAUAUAUCAUUGAAAAAUGUAGUGAAACUACUGAGUGUUGUCUUCAGCAGGAAUCCGUCAAAAGACUUUCAGAGUACUUAAAAUCUGCACUGGAAAAUGAAGAGAAAAGUAAAGCAAGAAAAUUGCUUGCUCAUAUGUAUUUAUCUUGCACUGCAAAGCAUCCCAUUAAAAAGUCAGUAACACGUAUUUUGCUACCUUAUGAAGAUAAUCACGAAUUAUGUGAAGAAUUCUCUAGGUCUAUGAAGUGUAUGAUACAAGUACACAUAAAGAACGAGGAUGUAGAACGGGAAGAUACGGAUCAUUUUAUCAACUCAUUAUAUACAAGUUUUGACAUAUUAGCUGCUAGAAUUGCAAUUUUGGAAAAUGUGCAUGAAUUAUUUAGUCGCUCUUGUACGUUUCUGAAUGAAUUAGUGGAGAACUUGUGGGAACGCUCUAAGGAUAUUUUAAGUUCGCAGUUGUUACACACUUACCUGUAUAAUACCACAAAAUUUCUUCUGUGUCUUUCACAAAAUUAUAACACCUCAAACAUUAGUCUGAAUGAUAAAAUAAGUUUAAUCAAAAGUUUGUAUGAACUAAUUCUUCAUAUAAAUGUGGCAUAUGAUGUGAAAUGUAACAGUGGUCACAUGAUGGUGAUGUUAUGCAGUACAACACCUGAAAUGUUUCCUGAUGGUGGUUGGUUUAAAGAGCAUCCUUAUCUUGAACUGUUAAAAGAGACUGGAAGCUCAGACUUUUUUCGUCAUCUGGGAAUGAGAGCUGUAGGUGACGCCUCAAUGAAGGAGCUCUUAAAUGUGUGUCUGUAUAUAGGAAUUUCUAUUGUUGCUCCAUCUGACGUAUUAUACAAAGGUAGAAUUGGACAUGAAAUCAUAUUGUGCUUCAUGUUACAAAAGUUGAUUCGUUCAGCUACAAGUUCUGGUAUUAAAACGAAUAUCUCCCGAAUGAUGGGCAUUUCUAAAGCAAUCACCACGCUUUCUUCACAUCUUUCUUACUUAGAAGUUGAUGAACUAUCCAAUAUCUACAGACAGUGUUUAGAUUACAUAAACGUUUACAUUGAUGAUGUUCCUGAUGUUGUCAAAAAUAAUACUCAAGCAAUGUUCAAAUCUCUGAUAAAAGUUACUCUCAAAGCUAAAGCUCAAGGAUGCUCAGAUUAUUUUAAUACACUAUUCAAAUGGGUGAACGAUCUUGGGGAGUGCUCUAAUUUUUAUGCCAUUAUUAUGGUUUUAUGUUCCGAAGUUGGUUGCAGCGUUGUGCUGCAACAACAUAGUAACCUACCUGUGCAGAUGCUUGAUGAUGUUAUAUGUUCCGGAAAAGCAGCAAAUGUAGUGACUAGUUAUGAAAGGUUAAUGAAAAUACAUUGGAAGGAAGUUCAAUCUUAUGAGCAAUGGUUACAAGCGUGGGUAGAAGAAAUUGUAGCACGUUUAGCAAAUUCUGAUGAACCACAGCAGAUAUUUCAAGAACUGUUCAUAGCAGCUUUCAAAAUUGAUUCCAAAGCAAUAACUUCAUUUUAUUAAAAAUGCCAAACUUAAUAACUACAAACCAGUGGGCUGUGAACUACACAAAAGGAAAUUGACGAAAGACCUUUUACGGUUUUAUCUAACAACUCGCAUGAUUUUUACAUGCAAACAAUAUAACAAACGCAGACUAGAGGAUGCGGAUAAAAGAAAAAAAAUUAAAGAUUCGAUAAAGAAAUUUAAAAUUGUAUAAAUAAAUUUGAGCGGCAUAGCUGUUAUUUUAUUUCAAUGACAAUCUUGCACCCAUCUGAACGCUUUGUUGCCUACA